Messenger RNA from Perkinsus marinus ATCC 50983, 642 nucleotides. RefSeq lists its product as hypothetical. NCBI's taxonomy places the organism in Eukaryota, Perkinsozoa, Perkinsida, Perkinsidae. The coding region runs from base 1 to 642 and encodes 213 amino acids. The transcript has 4 exons. The record is from RefSeq and is a predicted model, not a curated record.
AUGCCUAAGAAGAAGAGUCGAUCGUCGUCUUGCAAUGGAGCAGCAGAAGUUCCUAGAGGCUUUGAGGAGCUCCUGCCUGCCGUUCCUGGAAAUACUAAGUCCACUUUGAGGCCUCAAUUGUUGAGGGUGGCUAAGUGUUUUGAGGUUCGUCACAGUGCAGUGAGCGGGAUGGGCUUGUACGCGUCGGAGGACAUUCCAGAGGGGUGUAUUCUGUUGGAAGAGCAACCAGCGGUCAUCAUAGCACCCCGCAGAGAAUGUGCGGUUGCGGGUACGCUGGACAAUCUCCUGUGGAUCAUGAAGAACUUCUCAGAUGCUAGAAAGCUCCGACAGGUAAAUGGCGACUUGGAGGCCUUGCCCGAUGGUAUAAAGGAUGAUAUUAACUCGUUCGCUCAUUUCUUCUCCCAUGAGCAGUCAGCUAAGUGGCUGGCCCGGCCCGAGCCGUGGAAAGCAGUAAUGAAUGUCUUCGAUGACGAGGAGGAAAGUAAGCCUGGCGGCCUCGCUGCUCACGCUAAUGAGUUGAAUGUGUGUGUGUUUGCAGCACCUAGCGAAGCGUUGUGUCGAGAUUUCAUCGCUACUUUUGAGGACUUCAGACGGAAUCAUAGUGAUAGAGAAGUGAGUUUUUAUGAGGUUGUUCUACGUUGA